UAAUUGUUUCAGAAUUACUGACUAAAAAAAUAAUUAAGAUAGAUCCCCUUUUCAAAAAUAAAUCUAUAAGACUUGUGAUUUUGUACAUAAAUAUAUAUUCAACUGAAAAAAUGGCUGCAAGUAACAUGGAUUUAUUCGGCAAUGUCCCAGUACCAAUGGAUUUAGCUUGUGGUAUUAGCAACACUCCUGAUGGCAUUCCACCACAAUCAUUUCUUUCUUACACAAGUGACAAGCAUCCCAAACGUCUGCUUGAUAUUUUGAAUGGAUUACGCAAGAACAUGGAACUAUGGGAUGUGUGUCUUAUCAUUGGAAGUUCAAAGCUUUAUGCUCACCGCGUUGUACUGGCUGCAUGUUCACCUUAUUUUCGUGCAAUGUUCACUGGAGAAUUAGCGGAGAGUCGUCAAACUGAAGUUGCUAUUCGUGAUAUUGAAGAAAAAGCAAUGGAUUUGUUAAUAGAGUUUGCAUACACAUCUAGAAUUGUAGUAGAAGAAAACAAUGUGCAAUCAUUACUGCCUGCUGCCUGCCUACUACAAAUGGUUGAGAUACAACAAAUCUGUUGUGAAUUUCUUAAACGCCAACUUGAUCCUUCCAAUUGCCUUGGAAUUCGUGCUUUUGCCGAUACUCACGCUUGUCGAGACCUUUUGAGAGACGCAGAAAAGUUUGUUCAAAGUAAUUUUCAAGAUGUGAAAGAGAGUGAGGAGUUUCUUCUUCUUCCACCUCAACAACUAAUUGAAAUAAUCUCAUCUGAUGAUCUCAAUAUUCGUUCCGAGGAACAAGUUUAUUCUGCAAUACUCGCUUGGGUAAAAUUUAAUGUUGAAGAACGUCGUCCUAUUUUAUCACAAAUUCUACAGCAUGUUCGUCUCCCGUUAUUAUCACCAAAAUUUCUUGUCGGUGUUGUGGGUUCUGAACCUCUUAUUCGCUCAGAUGAACAGUGUCGCGACCUUCUCGAUGAAGCCAAAAAUUAUCUCUUAUUACCCCAAGAACGAUCAUUAAUGCAGGGACCAAGAACACGCCCACGUCGGCCAAUCACUAGAGACGCACUGUUUGCUGUUGGAGGCUGGUGUAGUGGUGACGCUAUCAGUUCUGUAGAGCGCUUUGAUCCUGAAACAAAAGAAUGGACUCUUGUUGCUCCAAUGAGUAAAAGAAGGUGUGGCGUGGGUGUUGCUGUACUCGACAAUCUGUUAUAUGCUGUUGGUGGCCAUGAUGGUACUUCAUAUUUAAACAGCGUUGAGAGAUACGAUCCACAAACAAAUCAAUGGUCAAGUGAUGUUGCUCCUACAAGCACAUGCAGAACGAGUGUAGGAGUUGCUGUUUUGGAUGGAUAUUUGUAUGCAGUAGGAGGACAAGAUGGAGUUUCGUGCUUGGAUAUUGUUGAAAGAUACGACCCAAAAACGAUCAGAUGGAGUAAAGUUGCAUCAAUGACUAUCAAACGAUUGGGUGUAGCAGUCGCAGUUUUGGGUGGAUAUUUAUAUGCAGUUGGUGGGUCAGAUGGCACUACCCCAUGGGACUUGGUAGAGCGUUAUGAUCCACGAGCGAACAAAUGGUCGGCAGUUGCGUCGAUGAGUACUGCAAGAAAACAUUUGGGAUGUGCUGUUUAUAAAGAAAUGCUCUAUGCUGUAGGUGGAAGAGAUGACACAACUGAAUUAAACAGUGUUGAAUGUUAUGAUCCAAAAACUAAUUCCUGGAGUACUGUUGUUGCAAUGAACUCUAGAAGAAGUGGUGUUGGGUUAGCAGUGGUCAAUGGCCAACUUCUUGCAGUUGGAGGUUUUGAUGGAUCGACUUAUCUCAAAUCGACUGAAGUUUUUGUUCCUGAGCAGAAUACAUGGAGGAUGUUUGGGGGAAUGCAUUAUAAAAGACUCGGAGGGGGUGUAGGGGUGAUCAGGCUACCCCAAAACUGAGAGAUCUCCAUAUUCUGGAUUUCUGUCCAAUCACUUGUUCUUUGCAAUAAUUUAUAUGAGUUCAAUGUCGAUAAUUGAUUUCAAUUAGGAGAGGGAUAUCCCUAUUCAUAAUAUUUUAAUAUUGGUAACGUGCAGUGUUAAAAAUGUUAAAUAAAACUGCUUCAAAAAGAUUGUUAACUACUUGGAAUCAAACAAUGAUCGGAUGUAUAAAAAAUCUGAUUAUCAGUAUUAGAAUUAUUCGAUCAGUUAAAAUAUCAAUGUCACGAUGAAAGCUUUGAAAUCGAAGAUAUGCACCUAAUAUUGUUUUCACAAAAUACCAUUUUCAAAAAGCUCAUGGAUCUUAUAAAAAAGAGGUUGUGGUUUAUUUGAACUGAAUCAAGAAAACUCUGCAUCCAUAUAAUGUGAGCUUCUGCUCCAUAUUUGUGUGAAUUCAUGUCUUGCACAAAACCUCUGGCGGAUACUUUAAUUAUUUUUUAAAUUUUUUUCUGUAUGGAUGAAACUUCUCUAAGUUGUAUUAGAAUUUGUUAAAAUGGUUGUUUGAUGUUCUUUCAAAACUGCUUGUUAUGUAUCCUAAUUAUCAUAUUCCUAUAAUCUGUAAGUAUUAUACUUACAAUCAAAUUAUUCCCUAUAUGUAAUACAAUAUAACAACUUUUUAAUGCAAGUACUUUGCUCAUAAACCUAAAAUUAUUGGACGAAGCCAUCGUUGCAUUGCUAGAAGUCAUCAUAUUAUACUAUAUGACAAGGCGAUACUUUGUUUAUAUUUCUUCAAUGUUUCUUUUAGCUCGAGGCUAGGUCAUUCAUUUAUUUUGGCAACAGCUGGCAGUGUAUUAUUACUUGAGUAACGAAUAAUCGAAGGUAUAAAAGUUUCUAAAAUACAAAUACCAUAGUCCUUUUAUAAUAUAUCAACUCCAUAUACUCAAAACACUAUUUAUUUGGAUUUUCAAAAUAACAAUUAUAUUAUUUGGGUGACCGAGAAGUACAUUCCCAUUCUUUCAAAGGCUGUUUCAAUGUCAGAUUGUUGUCCUUUAUGUUGACAAUUCACAGCUUAUUUAUAAAAUCCUCUCAAACGUUGCUUCCAUGUUAGAUUAUUGUCUUUUGUUGAUGUUGACAACUAUUUUUUUUUAUCAGUACCCAUGCAAAACUUUUAUGGUUCUAUUAUUGAUUGUAUGUGUAACUGUUCAAUAUUCCUGGUGAUGUAUAAAUGAUAUAGAAACUAGAUAAAAAUAAUUGUUUGAAAUUGAAUGUACAUUGUGACUGUCGUUGUUGGCUAGGGCUGUAUAUCUUAAUUUUUGAAAUCGAACAUAUUUUGUUAUUUUUUGAAAUUCAACAUUCUGAAUUACGUUGUUUGGAAUAAAGAUUUCAAAGGUUUAUUUAUUAAAUAUAAUAAUUAUCGUAAGUGUAGUUAUCAAUUUAUAGUUCAUUUUGGUCAAUCAAUGUUUUUUUUUAUAUUCCUUUGAAAUAAUAUAGAAUUCAUGUAUCGGUACCAACUGGUAUUCCCAAUAUUAUGAAUAGCAGCGUCAUAUUCUAUUUUUCAUUUUUUACAUAACAUAGAAAAUCCAAUUUUGAUUUUAAACAUAUCUUGCAAUAUUGGAGAAUUUUUUGCUUCAUUAUUUUUUAUGAAUUCAUGGCAUAGUGGUUAACAUGCCCCAUGCCUCCAACCAACCUUACACUUAAGUGUAAUGAAUUUGGCAUAUAUAUUGCCGGAUUAAAAAGAUCUCUGUCCCUCCAAAAAUAUAGAUGCUAGGUCUAAAUAUAUCAAUGAAUGCUUGUUUACAGCUCUGUUCAGAGCAAAGAAAGUGGUUUCAAUUUUACUAUAAACAAGAAAGCAAUGACCAACUUAUAUGCACACGAUUAUGACAAAUAAUAUUGUCGCCUGAAUUUCAAAACCAGAUAAAUUUGUGAUGAAAUAUCAGGCCCAAUAAGAUACAGAGAAAUUUUUAAAAAAUGAAAGUAACAGCUUUUUAGCAACUUCCAUCUUUAAUCACUGGAAAUUCAAAAUGAAUUGAUCUUUCAGUUGCAAAGAAAAACAUUUUUUUUUUCAACAACAACAAUCAAAACAUCCCAACAACAACAACAAUUAAGAGAAACGAUCUGAACAUCUUAAUUUUGUCCAAAAUUAUAUUUAAAUACUCAACGAGGCAUUUUGUGAAGUUUAUUUUAUGAAUGACCAAAAAAAUCCUUUUUCGGUUAUAAAUAUAGUAUUAUCCCAAUAGACUUGCAUGGCUCUGUCUCCCUAUUCAGUCUAGCUAUAAUUUCUAAGUGAAUAUCCCAUGGUUAUUGUAUUUUUAAUUGUCAUUCUGUAUUGAUUGUAAAAUUUGUAUUUUGUUGUCAUUAAAUACAG
This is a messenger RNA of Styela clava, 4239 nucleotides long. RefSeq names its product kelch-like protein 20. The record is from RefSeq and is a predicted model, not a curated record. Lineage: Eukaryota; Metazoa; Chordata; Ascidiacea; Stolidobranchia; Styelidae. Gene Ontology annotation, molecular function: protein binding.